UCCCGUCUCGGCCUCGCCGUCGCUGCCCGGGCUCUUGGCGGCCGCCCUGAAUGAUCCGGCCCGGCAUCCCCCGCGCGCCGCUCGGCCGGGGCCUCCUCUUCCUCCGCCGCCGCCGCCAUGGCCUUCACGUUCGCCGCCUUCUGCUACAUGCUGGCGCUGCUCCUCACCGCCGCGCUCAUCUUCUUCGCCAUCUGGCAUAUUAUAGCUUUUGAUGAGCUGAAGACUGACUACAAGAAUCCCAUAGACCAGUGUAAUACACUCAACCCUACAGUUGAAAAGGUUAAAAAGAUUAAGAGAGUCAAAAUUGCAUUAAAGCUUGUGCUUCCGGAGUACCUCAUCCACGCUUUCUUCUGUGUUAUGUUUCUGUGUGCAACAGAAUGGCUCACGCUGGGUCUCAAUAUGCCAUUGUUGGCUUACCAUAUUUGGAGGUAUAUGAGCAGGCCUGUAAUGAGCGGCCCAGGACUCUAUGAUCCCACAACCAUCAUGAACGCAGAUAUUUUAGCAUAUUGCCAGAAGGAAGGAUGGUGCAAACUAGCAUUUUACCUUCUAUCUUUUUUUUACUACCUAUAUGGCAUGAUUUAUGUCUUGGUGAGCUCUUAAAAGAUGGCGUCCAGCGGACUUGGUUCCAGCGAAGUGCAUGCAGAAAAGCCACAAGACGAAAGGAUUGUUUUCAAAGAAGAAUCUAGUAUCAAGAUUUAGCUACGGAAUCUGACGAUCACAGUUGCAACUGGUUGGGGGGAAAGACGACUACCGCAUCUUCUUCUCCUGCCCCUUUAAAAUUGUGCCCAUACUUUAAUACUCAUGGAAAGACAGUUUCAUUUUCUAAAUUUUACUGGGAUGUUUAAAGUGAUGAAAAUCACAUAUAAAUUAAUGUAAAGCGGUUACCUCUGGCUUUGGACACUUUUGAUGCUGCACUCCAUAAGGAACAGCUCAUUCCCUCAAUUAUAAUAAGUAUUAAUUGCUGUCCUUAGUAUAAUAGAAUUCUGUUUUUGUUCAAUUGACUUCGUAGUGGAUCAUUUGGGUUGUGGACUGCCAUCUAGCUGUCACCUGUAGGUACCAAGUGCUCCCGAAAGACUGAAUGCUUUUCUGUAUGUUAUCUCUUAGGUAACCUCUGUGUGUCUUAUAGAUGAAUACAUGACUACAACUGCAGGAAGAAUUGUAGUUCUAUUUUUUACCGUUUGGAUAUUACCUCCCUAUAAUGUGCAUGGCUCAAACUUCCCAUAUUUAUGGCAAACAGUGAACGCCCCUUUCUUUAAUUUUCUACACUAAGUGGAUAUGGUAGGGGAAGAGGGAAUUACUGGUGAAGAGUACAUAUUAAAACCACCCUAUAAAAAAGAAAAUACCUUGUGUAGCGGUCUCAAAUUACCAUACAACCUGGGUCAAGCGUGGUAAUAAAAAUAGUUUGUGAGUUUGCAGGUAGGAUUGCAUACAAUUUGAGACACUUGUUCAACGGGUUUGGGUGAAUAUCCCUGCUGUUCCUUGGUGCAAUACAAUAAAAACUUCAAAGACGGCUAAAACUU
Messenger RNA from Lacerta agilis (Sand lizard), 1520 nucleotides. It is a transcript of the gene CNIH1, whose product is annotated as cornichon family AMPA receptor auxiliary protein 1. The transcript has 6 exons. The record is from RefSeq and is a predicted model, not a curated record. The coding region runs from base 118 to 600 and encodes 160 amino acids. Gene Ontology annotation, biological process: vesicle-mediated transport. Lineage: Eukaryota; Metazoa; Chordata; Lepidosauria; Squamata; Lacertidae.